This is a messenger RNA of Mycetomoellerius zeteki, 1794 nucleotides long. RefSeq lists its product as uncharacterized. The record is from RefSeq and is a predicted model, not a curated record. NCBI's taxonomy places the organism in Eukaryota, Metazoa, Arthropoda, Insecta, Hymenoptera, Formicidae. Bases 262 to 984 code for a protein of 240 amino acids. The transcript is spliced from 4 exons.
UUUUUUUUUUAAUGAAACAAUCGGUCGGUUUCCAGUUGAAAUAUGAAAUCUCCAGCGCACGGACUUUCGGGCCCCAGCUGUACAGUGCUCGGGAUCAGGCAACCAUGAUUACGACACGGAGUGACGGGGGUAUCAGGGGAAAUAGAUCGAGUAGUGAAGUUGAAGUUUGUGAAACGUCGCGAAUUUUCGGAGUUUUGAAUUCUCGUAGUUCAUGGCGUGGCGAUUAUAGAGACAAGAAAUGGGUCGUUAAAUUCGAAUACCAUGGGUGGAGCUCACUUAUAUACACCACAGUCCAUCUUACAACAGAUGAUGAACCAACAGAAUCUACAGCAGCAACAGAAUCUACAGCAAAUUGGACCAUGGAUGCAAAUGCCUCAAGUACCACCAAUAACUAUUCCCUGGAGUGUACCAGCGUUACAUCAAUCAGAAUUGGUUAGAUUUACUGGAGAGACCAGCUCUGGACCAAUACUUCAUCAGAAAAGAAAAUUAGAAGCACCAGAUGUAGAUACGCGUCAAACAAAGCAGUUUAUAACAGAAGAAAAAAUAGCUGCACAUUUUAAAGAUCUGCACAUUAGUUCUAAUUAUGAAUCCGAGAAUCCAGUGCCAUCGACUUCUACCGUUCAUGCGUCAUCUUCCUGUUAUAAGCCAUUAGAUAUGGAUUUGGAUGUCGAUGCAACAAAUGCAUUAAAUACCGAACAAACAAGCAAUUUACAUCCAAGAUUGGUCCUUUCAGAGGAACUCAAGCGAAUGCAAGAGGAACCUAUUCUGCCAUCGACUCUUAUAUCUAAAUUAGAGAGACCUUCUAUGGCUCUGGUUCUUUGGGAACCACCAAAUAGACAUCUUCGUAUCCUACCAACGAGAGAUACUCCAACGCCAAUCCCGAAUACAUCCGACGACAAUAAUAAUAACAAUAAUGUUACUAUUCCCGAUCUAAAUAACAUAUUAUCCAGUGCUAGAUCAGCAUUCGAGCCAAUGGAGUUAUGAAAAUCUUUGGUUAGUACUGCAUAUUUUAUCUUCAAAUACGUUGAAAACGAAAAAGUAUAAUUAUUGUACUUUGAAUUGGAAAAAGCUUUCAGUAAUCUGCAAAAUGUAAACUAGAUUAGGAUAAGGGAUAAAAUGUGUUUCACGGUUUCUCCUACUGUAUAAUAAUCAUUUGAGUGAUUCAUCUGUGUGAGUUUGAAACACAUCUCUAAUAUAAUAUAUUAUUUUCAUUCGAUAAUCAUUUCACAAUAUUUUAAUACGUCUUUAUUAUAAUUUCACUAUUUAAGGCUCCUGAAUAGUCACCACCAAUCACCACAGUCAUAUUGAAUUGUGACUUCAGAAAUGACACGUUAAUUUUUGUUACGUGCCAUUUGUCAAUAAAGAUAAUUUGGAUAAAACGGAAUGAUGAUAUCGCUUUAAAACAAUUGUAAAAAUGAAAGAAAGCUGUGCUAUGCUUAUCCCCCCCUCCCCAACACUCAAUAAAUAAUCGUAAAAAGUAAUAAAAUACACAUGAAGGUGAAAAUAGACUAUGUGUGUAUAUUGAGUAAAAGCACUUUCACAUGUGCCUUCACUUUUUACGAUUAUUUACUGACUAUCAGGAGGGAUAAGGAUAGCUUUCGUCUAUUUUUACAAUUGUUUUAAAGCAAUCUCAGCAUUUCGUUUUAUCCAAAUCAUCUUUAUUUACAAAUGGCAUAAAAUUAACAUGUCAUUUCUUGCUUUUGACAUCACGAUUCUAUAUGGCUAUAGUGACUCAAGAGCCUUAAAUAUGGUGGUACCUCUUUCAUUAUAUGUAUUCUUGUAUAUUAUUUUGUU